UUGAGAAGAGGCUGGGGGAGAUAAAGAAUCACAUACAUCUGUUCAAAAAGAUUUCAGCACAGCUCCAAGAGACAGAAAGACACAUGGGUCAGAGAGAGAGGCAGAAGGGAACAAAAAAUACAGUUUUAUGAGAAGUAGAGGUGUUAGGAGGAGAAGCAAUCAGCCAAGCUGGGAAGAAGAGAUUGUCUCUGGACUUAGUAGUGUGUCUUGGCACGGAAGACUGAUAGUAAACAAGUAAACAGAGUUGACAACUGUGGUAACCACAGGAGCAAAGCCUGCUCAGUGACAAGGAUGAACACUCUUCCAGAGACCUGUGACCAGGAGCUGAGAACAGGUGCAAAGAAAGAACGAUGCCUUCAGGGGAAAAGCCUACUUCUGUGUACACUUCUUCUCAGUACUCUCCUUGGCUUUACACUGCUUAUCACGUACAUCAUGAUGACUUGUGGUCUAGGAUCCUGUGAUGCCGAGCUGGGUCUUACACUGUUGGCCAGACUCCUGAAUUCUAGGAAUGACACUGUAGACCCCUGUGUGGAUUUCUACAAAUAUGCCUGCGGCAGCUGGGAAGGCAAACACUCAAGCAGAACCACAGAAGAAUCACUAAAUGUAUUUGAUGUGUUGUUGGAAGAAAACCAAUUGAUCCUGAAAAGGCUUUUAGAGGGCCCACAGUUUGGGAUAAGAGGCUCAGCUAAGGAGAAAGCAAUCCAGUUCUAUCGCUCCUGCAUGGAUACCCAACGGAUAGAAUCCCAAGGAACUCAACCAUUGAAGGACCUCCUAAAUCAGGUUGGUGGAUGGAAUAUUACAGGUGUGGGGAAAGCAAAAGAUUUUAAUGAAACUCUUCAGACUCUCAUGGGCAGAUACAGCACCUUUCCCUUUUUCAAAGUCCAUGUGGGACCUAGUCCUUUUGACGUCAAGACCAAUAUUAUUCAGAUUGACCAUCCUGACUUUGAGAUGCCACCUGAGAGUAAAUUCAAAGAGAAAAAUUAUCUUGAGGUUCUCCGUGUGUAUCUCUCAUAUUUGAAGAAACUGGGGAACCUACUUGGAGGGCCACAGGAUGGUCCCCCUGAUUCCUUUUCCCUUACUUUGUCCUUCAUCUCUAACCUCCAGCGAGUUGUCACCCCACUGCAGGAAAGACAGCAGAGGGGGAUGCUGUUCUUUCGCACUACCAUUAGGGAGCUACAGGAAAAGGCACCUGCUAUUGACUGGCUGUCAUGUCUCCAGGCUGUCUUCCAUCCUAUGCCAAUGAACCUCUCUCAGCCAAUUGCAGUGCAUGACAUGGAUUACUUAAGAGGCAUGUCACAGCUCAUUGAACAAUGGCACAAGAAAAGGGUCCUUCACAUUUAUAUGAUUGUUUGUCUGGUUGGGAAUCUCUCCCCAGCCCUUGACAGUCGAUUCCAAGAUGCACGCCUGGAGCUAUCUAAGAUUCUUUAUGGAAAAAUGGGAUCUAGAAUGAUCCCAGCUGAGCGCUGGAGGAAGUGCUUGACUGAUACCAGCUCUUUCUUUGAGCCAGUUCUAGGGCAGAUGAUUGUGCAAGAAAUUUUCCCUCAGCAGACAAAGAAACUUGCUGAGCAGAUGUUCUCUGAGAUCCAAGAUGCCCUCUGUGGCCAACUGGAUCAGUUGGAGUGGAUGGAUGAACAGACUCGCCAAGAGGCUAAAGUCUUGGUUUCCAAACUACAAGUGAAGAUUGGCUAUCCAGCUCACAUACUCCAGACUGCCAAAGUGAACCUGGAAUACCAGAAUUUGGACAUAAAUGAAGACACUUUUUUCCUCAAUAUGGUGGCUUGCUUGAAAGUACUGAGGGAAAAUUCCUACUUGAAACUCCUUCAGCAUCACUCACAGGAUAACUGGCAUGUGUCCCCCUGGACUGUGCAUUCAUACUACUCAAUAAGGCAGCACAUGGUAGUCUUUCCUGCUGGAAUGUUCCGCAGCCCUUUUUUCCACAUGGAGUUUCCCAGUGCUGUGAACUUUGGAGCCAUCGGGGUCUUCAUGGCGCAUGAACUUCUUCACGCAUUCUAUGGUUAUGUGCUGCCUGGGGGCUGUCCUACAUGCAACAGGAGUGCACUACAGAAAUCUAUAGACUGCUUGGUUGAACAGUAUGAAAGCUAUGGCUUUAAGGUCAAUGGUAGUUUUACACUGUUGGAGAAUACAGCUGACACUGGAGGGCUCGCCAUCGCUUACCAGGCCUAUAAGAAUUGGCUGAAAAAGCACAAAGAAGAGAAGGAUUUACCGAAGAUUGGACUUUCACAUGACCAGCUUUUCUACCUCAGUUUUGCUCACGCAAUGUGUGGACACCAGGAUCCUGAGAAACUACAGUCUUCCCCGAACACAGAUCCGCACAGUCCCUUGCCACUUCGUGUCUGUGGGCCUGUCAGCAACAGCGAGGACUUUGCCAAGCACUUCCACUGUUCCAGUGGAUCCCCAAUGAACCCAGACAACAAGUGCCACAUCUGGUAAUCUGCAUGGAAAAGGAGGAAGAGAGAUAUGACUCCAGGGAGAGGAAGGCCUGGCCCAUGAAAGUAUGACCAUCUUCUCAGGGCCCCUAGGGUGACAUGAUGCUCUUAUUCACUCCUCUAUGUUCCUUUUCUUGUUAUCCUUUCCUCAGCAGCUGAUGGUAGCAAAAUUCUUAAACUGAGCUCAUAAAGGAAGAGGGUCUCCUCCUACUACUCUCAGCACUCUGUCCCAGUUUAGGAAUUCCCAAGGUAGCAAGAUGACUAGCCAGUCUCUAGUAGGCAACAACUUCUGAAGAGUUGUAAACAGAAGGACUGUUACAUUAUUAGUCCCUCUGUUCAGUGCAUUUCCCUGUCUACUCCAGCAGCCUCACAGUCAUGUUGAAUGGACAGGGCAAUAAGCUGGAGCUCUGAGACUUGUUCAUAUAAGAUUGGCUGUUAGGGAAAUCCUAUGGGUUACUAUGCAAACCACACAUGUAAGUUACCAGAGAGGGAAGAAUCCUCUUCUCUUCUUCUGCCAAUAAAUGGAGAUAGGUACUAGGAAAGACUCAGUGGCUCCAGCUUCUAAGCUGAAAGAUAAGUCACUUAAUAAUGAAGGUUACUGAAGGCCUUCCCUGUUCUGUUUUUCUUUCAUCAGCAAAUUCCUAAGAGACAAAAGAGGAAAGAGGAAAGCAUCCCCAUUGGUGGGAGGGGGAUUGGGAGCUGAGAACAGAUUCUCUUUCUUUCUUUUCCAAUAAGAUUCUCUUUUUUUAAUCUCUGUGUAGGGUUGAGGAUAUGGUUGAGGGUGGAGUAUGGGACAGUCACAAGGGUUUCUAGAAGUCUCUGAAGACUGAACAAUUAGAAUUCCAAGAACUUCUCUGGAUCCUGAACCUGGUUCUCUCAUCCCUGAAAGUUCUCUCAUCCCUACAUUUGUAAAUAUUUACCAUCCAAACAGAGGAGCAGAGCAGCUGUGGGAUUUUACUUUCUACUUGAAAUUGAAUUUAGGUAUUAAUUUACUUUACAGGAAAAAGAGAGUAAAAAGUAAUAUAUUUUAGGGUAGCAGGAGAAGUGCUUAAAGCAUAUUAUCAAGAGUAACCUAAUAAUUACAUCAAUUUCAGGUUCUGAUAAUUAGAAAAUUUAUACCAAUGUUCUAAAAUUUACCAUAGUUAAUAAGUAUACAAAAUACUCCUACCCUUUGCAUGCUCUUCAAACUGUUCUUGAUUAUGGGAGCAUUUUUAUUUUACUUAUUAUAUUGGCUGUCUGGGGAUUGUUUGUGGAAUAGGUGAUGGCAAGUGGAAACAUCCCUUAUCCAUGUAAGCAUUGUAAAAAUUGUGAAAAUCCUAAUAACUGUGUUAAUCCCUUCCAAGAACUGACCAGUGCAGAAAAAUAUUUUCCCAGAACAGACUGUUCAGACAUUUUGUUUUCAUUAAUUAACUAAAAUAUUAAUAAAGUGUUUGCUUUAGAGAAAAAAAAUUACUUUGAUUGCAAGCUUUUUAUGACUAGGCCUGUUUCUUUGUUCUGUAUUUUUACUGUUCCCAGCACGACUGGAGUUCUUAGCUGAACUUCACAAGUAAUAAAUAAUAAUACCUCGAAAUAAUUUGAUUUAUUUACCUAUCAUAAAAAAAACCAAAAUUGGGCUUGUGCUUAUCUUUAACAUUUAAACAGUGUAUACUUUUCCUCCAUUUAAUGAAUCUUGUCCUAGCAGCGUGUCCAGCAGCAGACUUUCUUCUAUAUGCUAAUAGCAAUUAACAUUGUACCACACCUUGUGUGUAAUAUAGGUGUUAUUUCAGUGUACUGAGACUACUUGGCUUCUUUGUUUAUAAUGUAUAGAAAAAGCAAAAGCCAUUGACAGCCUGCAUUUUGAGGAGUUGUUAACUUUUCUUCUACCUAUCUUGUUAAGUGUAUAGGGGGAACAGUUGCCUGGAAUAUGCAACUUUUUCUUGUUCUUAAAAUGUAUGACGAAUUUAUGAAUAUUCUGUUUAAAA
Gymnogyps californianus (California condor) is the source of this 4408-nucleotide messenger RNA. It is a transcript of the gene KEL, whose product is annotated as Kell metallo-endopeptidase (Kell blood group). NCBI's taxonomy places the organism in Eukaryota, Metazoa, Chordata, Aves, Accipitriformes, Cathartidae. Gene Ontology annotation, biological process: protein processing. The record is from RefSeq and is a predicted model, not a curated record. Bases 292 to 2451 code for a protein of 719 amino acids. Gene Ontology annotation, molecular function: metalloendopeptidase activity. Gene Ontology annotation, cellular component: plasma membrane. The transcript is spliced from 19 exons.